Coffea eugenioides is the source of this 3495-nucleotide messenger RNA. Its product is annotated as chaperone protein ClpB4, mitochondrial. Gene Ontology annotation, cellular component: cytoplasm. Bases 187 to 3120 code for a protein of 977 amino acids. The record is from RefSeq and is a predicted model, not a curated record. Gene Ontology annotation, molecular function: ATP hydrolysis activity; ATP binding. NCBI's taxonomy places the organism in Eukaryota, Viridiplantae, Streptophyta, Magnoliopsida, Gentianales, Rubiaceae. Gene Ontology annotation, biological process: protein refolding; cellular response to heat. The transcript has 10 exons.
UUCUCAGCGCGGCUGGGGCUUUUGCCUCUUCCUCAAGCUUCUCCAGUGUUCCAACUUGGGACGUAAAAGCAAACAAAAAUCAAUUUCAACGACGAGCUCUUUUUUUCGUCUUUAAUUUAGUGCUGCAAAACUGGUCCGAAGUUAUAAGAUUGAGCUCUAAUUUGGGGCUCCGGUUUUGACGAAUUAAUGUCGACGUCGAGGCUCAGUAGAAUAGCGCUCUCGGCCGCCCUUAGGGUCUCUCGCUCUAACUUUCGGCCACCGUCAAUUUGUCGCGCUGCCCAAAUACUCUCUUCUUCCUCAGGUAGCAGUUUCCCUCCUCGCUCAGUCAAUGAAUUUGGCGGUGUGGAGAUUCCAACACCAUCAUGCUUCAACGACGUCGGUUUGAGCAAAGUGUUCGCUCGCUCUUACUCCACUGUCUCCAGCUCCAGCUCCAGCUCCGGCCAGAUAAAUAAUUCAGAGUUCACUGAGAUGGCAUGGGAUGGAGUAGUUGGUGCUGUUGAUGCAGCACGAGCCAACAAACAGCAGGUGGUGGAGACUGAGCAUCUAAUGAAAGCACUACUAGAGCAGAAGGAUGGGUUAGCUAGGAGGAUAUUCACCAAGGCAGGGCUAGACAAUACAUCAGUUCUACAAGCUACAGAGGAGUUUAUAUCUCAACAGCCUAAGGUAACAGGUGAUACCAGUGGUCCGAUACUGGGCUCCAGUCUCAGUUCUCUCUUGGAUGCUGCACAAAAGCAUAAGAAAGAUAUGGGGGACUCUUUUGUGUCUGUGGAGCAUCUUCUAUUAUCAUUCACUUCCGAUAACAGGUUUGGUCAGCUGUUAUUUAGGAAUCUGCAGCUUACUGAGAAAGCUUUGAGGGAUGCUGUUACUGCUGUUCGUGGAAGUCAGAGAGUAACUGACCAGAAUCCAGAAGGAAAAUAUGAAGCACUUGAGAAAUAUGGCAAUGAUUUAACAGAACUUGCUAGACGGGGUAAACUUGACCCAGUUAUUGGUCGUGAUGAUGAAAUUCGAAGAUGUGUGCAGAUAUUAUGUCGCCGAACCAAAAACAACCCUGUUAUUAUUGGUGAACCUGGGGUGGGGAAAACUGCAAUUGCUGAAGGGUUAGCUCAAAGAAUUGUGCGCGGUGAUGUUCCAGAACCUUUAUUGGAUCGCAAGUUGAUCUCCUUGGAUAUGGGUUCAUUGCUUGCUGGUGCUAAAUUCAGAGGAGAUUUUGAAGAAAGGCUUAAAGCUGUUCUGAAGGAAGUCACUGCCUCAAAUGGGCAGAUAAUAUUAUUUAUUGAUGAGAUACAUACUGUAGUUGGUGCAGGGGCUGUUGCUGGAGCUUUGGAUGCUGGAAACUUGUUAAAGCCAAUGCUUGGUCGUGGUGAGCUCAGGUGCAUUGGAGCAACCACAUUGAAUGAAUACAGGAAGUACAUUGAGAAGGACCCUGCUCUAGAACGUAGGUUCCAACAAGUAUUUUGUGGUGAGCCAUCUGUAGAAGAUACUAUCUCCAUCCUUCGUGGAUUGCGUGAGCGGUAUGAGCUGCAUCAUGGGGUCAAGAUUUCUGACAGUGCACUUGUGUCAGCGGCAGUUAUGGCACAUCGUUAUAUAACAGAGCGUUUUCUGCCAGACAAAGCCAUUGACCUAGUUGAUGAAGCUGCUGCAAAAUUGAAAAUGGAGAUCACUUCGAAGCCCACAGAGUUGGAUGAGAUAGAUAGGGCUGUUAUGAAGCUAGAGAUGGAGAAACUCUCUCUCAAAAAUGACACCGACAAAUUAUCUAAAGAACGGUUAAGCAAGAUUGAGAACGAUUUGACAUCUCUUAAGCAGAAACAAAGAGAGUUGAAUGAACAGUGGGAGCGUGAAAAAGUUCUUAUGAAUAGAAUACGCUCAAUUAAGGAGGAGAUUGACAGAGUUAACCUUGAAAUGGAAGCUGCUGAGCGAGAUUAUGACCUGAAUCGUGCUGCUGAACUCAAAUAUGGGACACUGAUGUCCCUCCAGCGCCAACUUGAAGAAGCUGAGAAGAACCUUGCUGACUAUCGGAACUCUGAACAAUCUUUGCUCCGGGAAGAAGUGACAGAUCUUGAUAUUACCGAAAUUGUUAGCAAAUGGACUGGCAUCCCAUUAUCAAAUCUUCAGCAGUCUGAGAGGGAUAAGCUUGUCUCUUUGGAACAGGAACUUCACAAAAGGGUAGUUGGUCAGGAUAUGGCUGUCAAAUCUGUAGCUGAUGCAAUCAGGCGCUCAAGGGCUGGCCUGUCCGACCCAAAUCGGCCUAUUGCAAGCUUCAUGUUUAUGGGUCCCACAGGUGUUGGUAAAACCGAGCUUGCAAAGGCACUUGCUGGUUACCUAUUCAAUGCUGAAAAUGCUCUGGUGCGGAUAGAUAUGAGUGAAUACAUGGAGAAACAUGCAGUCUCUCGAUUGGUUGGUGCACCACCGGGGUAUGUGGGUUAUGAAGAAGGUGGGCAACUCACUGAAGUGGUCCGUCGUAGGCCUUAUUCAGUUGUGCUUUUUGAUGAAAUUGAGAAGGCACAUCAUGAUGUUUUUAACAUUCUAUUACAGUUGUUGGAUGAUGGAAGAAUCACCGAUUCCCAGGGAAAAACUGUUAGUUUCAGAAAUACUGUUGUGAUUAUGACAUCAAAUAUUGGUUCUCACUAUAUCCUUGAAACUCUUAGAAACACAGAGAACAGUAAAGAGGCAGUUUAUGAUCUGAUGAAAAAGCAGGUGGUUGAGUUGGCUAGACAAACUUUUAGGCCGGAAUUUAUGAAUCGAAUUGAUGAGUACAUUGUUUUCCAACCUCUGGAUUCCAAACAAAUCUGCAAAAUUGUUGAACUACAGAUGAGUCGUGUUAAGGAGAGACUCAAACUGAAAAAAAUUGACCUCCAUUACACUCAGGAAGCAGUCAAUCUUCUGGCGACACUGGGUUUCGAUCCUAAUUUUGGAGCUCGCCCUGUGAAGCGGGUGAUUCAGCAAUUGGUUGAGAAUGAAAUUGCUAUGGAAAUUUUAAGAGGAGAUCUAAAGGAGGAGAACUCAAUCAUUGUCGAUGCUGAUACAUCCUCGAGGGCUCGAGAUCUUCCACCUCAGAGUAGAUUAGUAAUAACGAAAAUGGGAAAUAAUACUGCAAUAGAUGCCAUGGUUGCAAAUGACUGACUUUUUCUUUCUAUUUAGGAGGCUUGCACUUUUCUGAAACAAAACUGGAGUUGAUCACGCGAGAUAGAAGUGGUUCUUGUGAGUUCGUGCAUUAAGUUGCUGCUUCUUGUAGGAAGGCAGGACUGGUGUAAUUGUUCUUUUUUUUUUUUUUUCCUUUUCUUUUUCUGCGUGUAUAAUGGGGCGGUAUGUACUUUUAAUGCUUGAGAUCAUAUCUACGAGAAAUUACAGGUAGUUAGCAGUAUUGUCAUCAAUGGGGAAGCAUCUAGAAACUGGAUGAACAAACCAUUGGCGUUGUUAUUUCUUCUUGAGCACGCAAACAAACAAACAAACAGACAUUGGGGGAUCUGGGAAGAAUAUGUGCGUUUGCAGUUUUUA